This is a messenger RNA of Baudoinia panamericana UAMH 10762, 1188 nucleotides long. RefSeq lists its product as uncharacterized. Gene Ontology annotation, molecular function: tRNA dihydrouridine synthase activity; flavin adenine dinucleotide binding. The transcript has 2 exons. Bases 1 to 1188 code for a protein of 395 amino acids. The record is from RefSeq and is a predicted model, not a curated record. Lineage: Eukaryota; Fungi; Ascomycota; Dothideomycetes; Mycosphaerellales; Teratosphaeriaceae. Gene Ontology annotation, biological process: tRNA processing.
AUGUCCACCGUUAUAGCGAAUGGGAACGAGCAUUAUGGCGACGGUGAUAGCGACGGUCGGCACGCAGGAUCACGGGCUGUUGCCCAGGUAGACUCAUUACCGUCCACACUGCAAAGUCUUACCCUGUCUCCCAAUGGCCCAACCCAAGAAUCCUUCACAUCCUCUUGCCAAGUCAUGGACCUCUUCACAACCGCUCGCGAACAAGGUCGACCACUACAUGUCUCCGCCCCCAUGGUCCGCUACAGCAAACUCCCCUUCCGCCUCCUCCUCCACUCCUACAACGUAGACAUAAUCUACACCCCCAUGAUCCUCGCCCAUGAAUUCAUCCGCAGCCCCAUUGCACGGGACAGCGACUUCGCCACUUCGCCCCUCGAAAGGCAAUCCACACGCAUUUCCCACGGAAGCCAACAACAACACGCCCUCAUCGCCCAAUUCGCCAGCUCCGACCCCACCGAAUUCGCGCGCGCCGCAGAACUCAUCGCGCCCUGGGUCGACGGCGUAGACCUCAACUGCGGCUGCCCGCAAUCCUGGGCCCUGAAGGAAGGAAUCGGCUGCUCACUCAUGUCCUCACCCACCCUCGUAGCCAACAUGAUCCGUGCCGCGCGCGCCCGACUCGGUCCAAGCAAAAGCGUGAGCGUCAAGAUCCGAAUCCACGCGGACUUAUCGAAAACUGUUGCCUGGCUGGAUGAAGUGGCGAAAGCGGAGCCGACGUUCAUCACCAUCCACGGUCGCACGCGAAGUCAACGGUCGUCUACGCCGCCGGAUUACGGCGCUAUACGCACUUUACGCGAACGUAUCCCCGUUUCCAUUCCGGUGGUCGUGAAUGGGGACGCGUAUACCCUUUCCGACGUCACGACCAUCGCCGCAAAGACAGGCGCGGACGGCGUGAUGGCUGCGCGGGGGAUUCUAGAGAACCCAGCUAUGUUUUCCCACUCGGGCGUUGGCGGGACCCCGGUGGAGUGCGUGCAGAGGUUUCUGGGAUGGGCGGUGAGGUGUCCGAUUCCGUUCCCGUUGGUGUUGCAUCAUGUGAGUGAGAUGACGGGGCGGAUGAAGGGCUUUGGGAAGCUGGAGAGGAGACGGUUGGGGGCGUGUAGGGAUUUGAUUGAGUUGGUUGAUUUUGUGGAUGCAAAAUGGGGUGUGCAGCGGUACUGUUUCGAAGCGGAUGCGGAUGGAGUAGAUGGCGGUUGA